Geodia barretti is the source of this 570-nucleotide messenger RNA. The record is from the annotation of a GenBank genome assembly. NCBI's taxonomy places the organism in Eukaryota, Metazoa, Porifera, Demospongiae, Tetractinellida, Geodiidae.
AUGGCAACGGGUGAUUACACAGUCCUUGACCUGGAACUAACCGGCCAUGUUGCCACCAUAACCCUGAAUCGUCCGGAGAGGCUGAAUGCCCUAAACACCACCCUUUCGCUGGAGUUCCACAACGCCCUGGACGAGGUGGCGGACAAUCCUGAUAUUCGCGCCGUGAUAAUCACCGGGGCGGGCAGAGGUUUCUGCUCCGGCGCAGACGUGGGUCAGAUGCAGAACACCCUGGAGGGCCAGGGACAGGGGCCGACGCCGCUCCAGCGCUCCUCCGGGAUGCCCGCGGGCGUGUCGGAGCUAACUCCCCAUCUUCGGCGUAUUCCCCAGCCGGUCAUAGCCGCGGUGAACGGCGUGGCCGCCGGUGGCGGGCUUGGCGUCGUCCUCGCAAGCGACAUCCGCGUCGCCUCAGAGGCGGCCAGGUUCUCCUGCGUCUUCAUCCGCCGAUCCCUGGUCCCCGACAGCUCCGUGUCGUACACCCUCCCGAAACUGGUCGGAUUCGGUAACGCUAUGGAGAUGGCGCUUACGGGCAACGUCUACGAUGCGCAGUGGGCGCUGGAAAGGGCCUCGUGA